Apodemus sylvaticus (European woodmouse) is the source of this 1575-nucleotide messenger RNA. RefSeq names its product ankyrin repeat and SOCS box containing 6 (gene Asb6). NCBI's taxonomy places the organism in Eukaryota, Metazoa, Chordata, Mammalia, Rodentia, Muridae. The record is from RefSeq and is a predicted model, not a curated record. Gene Ontology annotation, cellular component: BRCA1-BARD1 complex. Gene Ontology annotation, molecular function: protein binding. The transcript has 6 exons. Gene Ontology annotation, biological process: intracellular signal transduction; protein ubiquitination. The coding region runs from base 131 to 1387 and encodes 418 amino acids.
AAGUAGGAGUGGUAGGAUAACUUCCGGUGCGGAACUGCGGCCUGGGAGGAGGAUUGCUCACCGGCGCGGGGUCUGAACCGGUAGAUCGGGAGGUGGUAGCGAGUGGGUGUCCGGACACGCGGCCGACGCCAUGCCGUUCCUGCACGGCUUCCGCAGGAUCAUCUUCGAGUACCAGCCCCUGGUGGACGCCAUCCUGGGCGCCCUGGGCAUCCAGGAUCUGGAGCGGCAGGAGCCCCUGGACGAUUACGCUGCCAGCGAGGAGAGCCGGAUCCAGGUCCUGACUGGGCUGCUGGAGCAGAAGGCUCACUCUCCGUUCUACCAGGAAGGCGUGAGCAGUGCGCUGCUGAAGAUGGCCGAGCUGGGCCUCACCCGGCCGGCCGCCGUCCUCCUGCAGAGUGGGGCCAACCUCAAUUUUGAAGACCCUGUUACCUACUACACAGCCCUGCACAUCGCUGUCCUGAGAAACCAGCCUGACGUGGUGGAGCUGCUGGUGCGCCAUGGGGCUGACAUCAACCGCAGGGACCGGGUCCACGAGAGCAGCCCCUUGGACCUGGCCAGCGAGGAGCCCGAGCGCCUGCCCUGCCUGCAGCGCCUCUUGGAUCUGGGUGCAGAUGUCAAUGCAGCUGACAAGAAUGGGAAGACAGCGCUACUGCACGCUCUGGCCAGCAGCGACGGAGUGCAAAUCCACAACACAGAAAACAUCCGGCUCCUCCUGGAGGGAGGGGCAGACGUCAAGGCCACCACGAAAGAUGGGGACACUGUAUUCACAUGCAUCAUCUUCCUGCUCGGUGAGACCGUCUGUGGGGACAAGGAGGAGGCCCCAAUGAUCAACCGAUUCUGCUUCCAAGUCACGCAGCUUUUGCUGGCCCACGGCGCCGACCCCAGUGAGUGCCCGGCCCACGAGUCCCUCACGCACAUCUGCCUCAAGAGCUUCAAGCUGCACUUCCCGCUCCUCUGCUUCCUGCUGGAGUCGGGGGCUGCCUACAACUGCUCCCUGCACGGUGCGUCCUGUUGGUCUGGCUUCAACCUCAUUUUCGAGAGGCUCUGCUCGCACCCGGGCUGUGCCGAGGAUGACAGCCACGUUGAGCUUCUGCAUAAGGCUGAGACCGUGCUGGACCUCAUGGUGACCAGCUCCCAGAGGCUGCAGCUACCCCGGAACCUCAGCAUCCACCCGGUGGGGAGCUUGGCAGGGAAGAUCCAGGCCCUUCAUGACUCCCUGAGGCAGCUUGAGAGCUACCCGCCACCUCUCAAACACCUGUGCCGGGUGUCCAUCCGGCUGUGCCUGCGACCCUGGCCCGUGGACACCAAGAUCAAAGCGCUGCCCUUGCCUGACAGGCUCAAGUGGUACCUGCUCAGUGCACACAGUGGUACAGGAGACACUUGCUAAUGGAGCCCAGGAUGGACAGGAUGGAAUGAUCUGAGGUACCUGAAGCCAGCCUGAGGGCAGACUUAGCACCUGCAGUGGCCUUCCAGGGCCCUUUUAUCUGGGCAAGUCUUGUCCUUAACUAUGAAACUAGGGUGGUGCCCUGGAGGCCAACAGCAUGGCUGCUUCCAGGGAGAUUCCCACCCCCUCCC